Messenger RNA from Lates calcarifer (barramundi perch), 1275 nucleotides. Its product is annotated as leptin. The record is from RefSeq and is a predicted model, not a curated record. Bases 198 to 683 code for a protein of 161 amino acids. The transcript has 3 exons. Lineage: Eukaryota; Metazoa; Chordata; Actinopteri; Centropomidae.
AGAUGGGGAGAGGUGAGUGAGGGGGUGGAUAAGGGGGGAAACGGGGGUUCGGGGAGAGAGAGGUGAGUAAGAGAUGAGUCAACAGCCCUCCACUAUAAGAUAUCCUGAUGGAGCCUAACAGUGGCAUACACUCAGACACCAGCCAAGGAAUACCAGUGCCACUUUGAAUUCUGUACAUCUCUGGAAAUACAGCAAAUAUGGACUACACUCUGGCCCUCCUGUUUUCUCUGCUGCAAGUUUUUAGUGUGGGCACAGCUGCUCCUCUGCCAGUGGAAGUGGUGACAAUGAAAUCAAAAGUGAAAUGGAUGGCCGAACAGCUGAUCAUCAAGCUGGACAAAGAGCUCCAGGUCCCCUCUGACCUGACGCUCAGCCCACUCACCGACGAUCUGGAUAGCCCCUCCUACAUAGUGAUGGUCUUGGAGGGUUACAACAGCCUGAUCUCCGACACCUUUGGCGGGAUCCCCCAGGUCAAGAGUGAGAUCUCCUCAUUGACGGGUUAUAUCGAUCAGUGGAGGCAGGGGCACUGCAGCGAGCUGCGGCCGAAGCCCUCCAUGCCAGGGCCGCUGCAGGAGCUGCAGAGCCGGAAGGAGUUCAUUCACACAGUGAGCAUCGAAGCGCUCGUGAGAGUGAGAGAGGUCCUCGAUCUCCUGCUGAAAAACCUGGACCAGCUUGAAACUUGCUGAAAAGACGAACAUUAGGACCAGUAUUUUGAAGUUGUUGGCCUGAUUUUUGAACAAGUCUGCAUCAGUGAUGCUCCGACUUCUAGCAUCCUCCACUGGCCAUGUUGAACUUUAACAAUGUGUCUUGAAGGAAAUUUAUUCUUGAAUGUGCACUUAUUUAUACACAUGUAUUUAUUUAUCUACUUUAUUUAGGAAAAUAUGUAUUUUGUAACAAACAUUGUCUUUUUGUCAACAUGUCUGCAGCAAAAGUGUAGUUUUCACAGAAAUAUCUGUAUGCAAACUGAUCUACAGCAUGCUUUUAAUUCAGUCCUAAGGCUGAAUCACCGGUGUGUGGAAGCAUUGAAAAGGACGGUGAUGUAAUGUCACGUAAAUUCCUGAAAAAACAGGAGGAUGCUUGCCAAGAAUAACAUGUGUGUUUGUAUGAGAACUAGAGGGACAGGAAGGGUAAAGGGCAACUUUAAUUUCAGUGCAAUAUCAUCAGCUCUUCCAAAUUAGCUAUUUAUAUCUGUAGAUGUUUUGUAUAUUUUUUUUUACAGUUGAUGGUAUUUUUUAUAACAAUUGUUUUUUUAACUAUGAAUAAAUAUUUAUCAAAUUA